AGCCAACGGAUUCAGUCUGAAAACCUGCAGUGGUUUCCAUUUUUCUCCUCAGUUCUCUCUCUCUCUAUAAAACCCUUCGUCCUCUCUGAAGCCAAAAUCCCUCUCCCAUGGAUUCCUCCAAGCCCUCCAGAAGACCCUGCUUCCUCCAAGAAGACGACGGCCUCGCCUCUUUCGCCGACAUGGACCCCGCCGUCUCCGCCCAUCGCUUCUUCUCCCGCCCCCGGAGCUUCCGCCGCCUCCCCUCCGCCGCCGCCGCCACGCCGGAAGACCCUCACCCUCAUUUCUUGGAUUCUUGCUUCCUUUGCCGCAAACCCCUCGCAGAUAACGCCGAUAUCUUCAUGUACAGAGGCGACACCCCAUUUUGCAGCGAAGAGUGCAGAGAAGAACAAAUAGAAAUAGACGAAGCGAAAGAGAAAAAGUGGAGAAGAUCUUCCUCGGCGGCCAUGAAAGCUCUGAGGAAAAAAGAUCAGAGAAGAUCCACUUCGCCCAAUAAAUCCUCCCCUCCCAACGACUACCCUCUCCGCGCCGGCACCGUCGCCGCCGCAUAGAUUCCGACACACAAAAACAAAAACAAAAA
Molecule: messenger RNA, 577 nt
Organism: Momordica charantia (bitter melon)
Lineage: Eukaryota; Viridiplantae; Streptophyta; Magnoliopsida; Cucurbitales; Cucurbitaceae
Source: RefSeq, a predicted model, not a curated record